This is a messenger RNA of Nilaparvata lugens (brown planthopper), 1416 nucleotides long. RefSeq names its product metaxin-1. The record is from RefSeq and is a predicted model, not a curated record. Gene Ontology annotation, cellular component: SAM complex. NCBI's taxonomy places the organism in Eukaryota, Metazoa, Arthropoda, Insecta, Hemiptera, Delphacidae. Bases 219 to 1172 code for a protein of 317 amino acids. The transcript is spliced from 7 exons. Gene Ontology annotation, biological process: mitochondrion organization.
GCUGUGUGAGACAGAGAAGGGCUUCUUCUGAAGUUCUGAAACUGAUAUUAUUAAGAAUUGAGGUUAUAAUUUUACCGAUAACCAAAAUCAAUCAUCAUUGUUUCUACUUAAAGAUGGUUCAAAAAUCAAAAAUCCCCAAUUAAUAGGGUACCGUAGGUUACAUUGAAAUUUAAGUAACAUUUUCAUGUUUGUUGAUAUCGUGUAAUUAAUUUUCAAGCAUGAAUAAGCCCAUGGAACUGGAUGUUUGGAAAGGCGAUUGGGGGCUACCAUCAGUUGAUUUGGAUUGCUUAGAAACUCUUGCCUACAUCAAAUUUUGCGGCGUCUCAGUAAAAGUAAAUCAAAAAUCAAACCCAUUUUGGACUCCCACAGGAACUCUACCUCUUUUUAAGCAUAACAAGCAAAAGUUGAUGAGCAUUGAUGAAAUAGCUGCUCACUUGCAAAAGAAGAAUUUCAGUCCAGAUUUCGCACUUAAUAGCAAGCAAACAGCAGACGUCGUUGCUUUCAAAUCGAUGAUAAAGGAACAACUUUUUCCGGCUCUACAAUAUUUAUGGUGGUUUGACGAGAAAAGCUAUACAACGGUGACGCGGCCUUGGUAUUGCAAGGUGUUACCCUUUCCACUCAACUUUCACUAUCCCAACAAAUUCAGGAGCAAGGCCACCGACCUGAUGGAUGCUAUGUUCAGUGACGUCACUAACAAUGAUGUCAUCCAAAUAGAGUUGUUCGCGGCGGCCGAGCGUUGCCUGGCCACACUGUCCGCUCGAUUGGGCGAACAGGAGUUUGUGUUCGGAGCGCACCCAUGUUCGCUAGACGCGCACAUCUACGCGCACCUCGCGCCGCUCAUGCGCGUCCCCUUUCCCGCCAACCAACUGCAGAACUAUGCGCGCUCCUGCCUCAACCUGCACAAAUACGUCACCAGGAUAUCGCAGCGCUACUUUCCGCACGAAUAUCAGGAUUACGAACAAAAGCAAAAGAAGCUGAGAGAAGAAAGCGAAAAAAAAUCGGGUGAUUCACUAUUUAAAGCCAAGGAUAAAGUUUUCGCCACUGUAUUUGCUGCUCUAGCCAUGAUUAUGUAUGCUGUUGCCAAAGGAUUCAUUCAGGUAUCUGACAUCGAAGACGGACUGCGAAAAUCCAAGUCAUACGAUUUUAGAGAAAGUGAAGAUGAUAUGGAUUAGCCAUGCCCCCCAUUCAGAAUAGAAAAGUGAUACAAGUAUGAGUAUUGAAUUAGUGGACGCAAAAAUUCUGUCAAUGAUCUCUUUUUCUAAUAAUUUGGCUUGGCGCUGUGUCCUGCAAUAUGAUUGCAACAGGAUGAUAAUUAGUGUUCCGUUUCUUGUAUGUUAUUGAAAAACUCAGGUGUGCUGGCAAGCACAAUAUUCGUGAAAUCAAUGCUGAAUGUUGAAUAAAAUUUGAAAGCCAAGA